UUGCUGUCUCUCUGACUCUCUGGUUUUCUCUUAUAUCUGCUUUUUUCUUCCUUUUUUAUAACUUGGCUCGAGAUCCAUGUCUAUUGGCAAUGUUCGAAACGGUGUCGACCUCACUCCCAACAGCAGUGGCAAUGGCACUGCUGGCACUGAAAAGAUAAACAUGUAUGCCGGACGUACAGCAGCCACCUGCCUCGACAUCAUCAUCAUCGGCGGCGGAAUCGGCGGACUCGCAGCUGCACUUUGUCUCGCACACGCAGGCCACAACAUCACAAUCUUCGAAGCAGCGCGUAAACUCCGCGAAGUCGGUGCGGGGUUACAAGUCUCUCCUAACGUCACGCGGCUCCUUCACCGCUGGGGUAUGUCUGACCGGUUAAGUGCAUGUGCGUCGGAGCCGGAGGCGUUGGUGUUUAGGCGGUAUAAGGAUGGUGAGGUCGUUGGGCGGACGAAGUGGGGGAAGAAUGUGAGGGAGGAGUUUGGAGCGCCGUAUUAUCAUAUGCACCGUGCGGACUUGCAUCGGAUAUUACUUCAACGAUUGAGGGAGUGUACGAAUGUUACUUUCCGACUUAACUCACGCGUACAGUCUCUUGACCCGCAUCCGGACGCACGAGGGAAAGUUGCAAUCUCGCUUGUUAAUGGGGAUAUUUUCGAGUCGGAUUUGAUUGUGGGUGCGGAUGGGGUGCAUAGCUUGUCGAGGCAGAUUGUGUGUGGACGAGUAGAUUUGGCGCAGAAAACGGGCGAUGCUGCAUAUAGGGCUGUCAUACCUGCAGAAUUCUUGCUGGAAGACGAGGACUUGAGGAGUCUUAUGGAGACGCCGGAGCUUACGACUUGGAUGGGACCGGGGAGACAUAUCAUGGGAUACUGCAUAAGAGCACAAAAAGAAUACAACCUAGUAAUGCUCCAUCCAGACCACGGUGCCGAAGAAUCUUAUACAGCCGAAGGGAACGCAGACCGUAUGCGUGAAGACUUUGCAGACUUCGAGAUUCGUGUCCGAAAACUCCUCAAACUAAUUGACCGAACACUAAUCUGGCGCAUCGACGAACGCCAACCUCUCAAAUCCUGGGUCCACUCAUCAGGUCGCCUCGUCCUCCUCGGCGACGCAUGUCAUCCAAUGUUACCUUACCGCGCUCAAGGAGCAGCAAUGGCUAUCGAAGACGCUGCCGUCCUCGGUAACCUACUCUCUCACCUCGGUCCGCCCAGUAUUGCUACGAGACAUCUUUUAAUGUUGUUGAAGCAGUAUGAGAGGUUGAGGAUGGAGAGAACGAGGAUGACGCAGGAGACGAGUACGUUGAAUAGGUAUAUUUUUCAUUUACCAGAUGGGCCUGAGCAGAGUGCGAGGGAUGCGAGUAUGAGGAGGGCGAUGAAGGCUGAGGAGGUUGAGGAGGCUGCUUCUUCUUCUUCCCAUUUUGAUACUACCAACGCUGCCGAUUCGAAUGAAUCCGCUACUACUGGAUCGGAAACGAAAAGCACGGGAAGUGGAACUCAUCACCACAGAGCACGAAACACGGAGAACGCAAACCAAUGGGCAGACCGAAAAAAGAAUCGAGAACAGUACGGGUACGACGCUGAUUUGGAAGUCGAGCAGUGGUGGACUUCUGAAGGAAAGAUGCGAUUACAGAAGUUGAUACUCAGUCAUGAAGGAGUGAGUACGAGGUCAGAGGAUUCGGCGACGCUCUCUAGUUCGAAUUCCGGUUCACAGAAGAGUGGGAAGAGAGGAUUUUGGAGGAGGUUACCGUUUAUGGGGAUGGGGUCCGGGAAGAAGGUGUUUGAGGAGGUUCGUGCAUAAGUGUAACGGUAGAAGUCCAAAAGUGUAUGUAUUAUAUAUCCACAUAUCCGCAUUAUUUUUGGUUUUUAUUUGAUUCUAAUUAUUUUUAUUGUAUUCUAACCACUUCUACUGAGCUCGUUGGUUUUUUUUUCUGUGCUCGUAUCAUUUACACUUUUGUUCUUGUUUAUUACAACUUGUUAUUCAUUCACAACUUUACACUUUCUCAAUUAUUGGUUGUGUUUUUCCACAAACCAAGAAAGGACCUCCUAAUGCUGAUUACGUAAUACUUUCCGGACAGGCAGAGCUAGUGUACAAGAGUUACCCACUCAGUGGGUACAGUUGAAGAUACCUUAUUACAUCACAUUAUAAUGCAUAAAUUGAAUAUUGCAUAGCUUU
Molecule: messenger RNA, 2158 nt
Organism: Fomitiporia mediterranea MF3/22
Lineage: Eukaryota; Fungi; Basidiomycota; Agaricomycetes; Hymenochaetales; Hymenochaetaceae
Product: FAD/NAD-binding domain-containing protein
Exons: 3
Coding region: 77-1783 (568 amino acids)
Biological process (GO): secondary metabolite biosynthetic process
Molecular function (GO): FAD binding; monooxygenase activity
Source: RefSeq, a predicted model, not a curated record